Molecule: messenger RNA, 4519 nt
Organism: Thunnus maccoyii (southern bluefin tuna)
Lineage: Eukaryota; Metazoa; Chordata; Actinopteri; Scombriformes; Scombridae
Gene: fkbp15b
Product: FKBP prolyl isomerase family member 15b
Exons: 29
Coding region: 125-3724 (1199 amino acids)
Cellular component (GO): growth cone
Molecular function (GO): peptidyl-prolyl cis-trans isomerase activity
Source: RefSeq, a predicted model, not a curated record
GAGUCAGCUGACUCCACCACAAACAGGAAGAGGAAGUCACAGUUCAUGAAAGUAGUCAUGUAAAAAUAGCUAACUCAUUUCAGUAUAUGUCUUAUAUUAUAAAAAGAGGCUUCUAACUCAAAAGAUGUUCGGCGGAGACGAUGAAGACGGAGACUUCUUGUCUCCCACAGGAGGGGCCAAGUUGGCCUCCCUGUUCGGACUAGACCAAGAAGCCAGUCAGGGGAACGAGUCGUUCCAGUACACGGCGCCGAAACAGCCCAGAAAGAGCUCAAAUCCAGCAACAGCUACCCAGAAACCCGCUGCACCACCUGGAGCUCCUGCAGUGUUAAUGGCCACAGCAGUCCAAGCCUUCAGAUAUAUUAACGGACAGUAUGUGAAGCAAGGAAAGCUGGGAGCAGCCGUUCUGGGCAACCACACAACAAAAGAGUACAAGCUGCUUCUAUACUUGAGCCAGCAGAAACAAGUGACCGCUGCCAAGAUUCACAUCGGCUUCAUUUUCACGGUACAACCAAACAAUUACUGCACUUUUUAUGAUGACCAGAGGCAGAACUGGUCCCUGAUGUUUGAAUCAGAGAAAGCUUCAUCAGACUUCUGCAAAGAGGUAUGUUUGGGGAAAGCGAACAGCGCCACCUCCUUGGAUACGGUGGUGGUUCAGGAGCUGAGUCUCGGGGAGGGCCAGGCUGUGGAGAACGGAGACUCUCUGGAGGUGGUGUACACAGGCUGGCUCCUGCAGAACCACACCAUCGGACAGAUCUUUGACUCCAACCAGAACAAAGACAAGCUGCUACGACUGAAAAUUGGAGCUGGAAAAGUGAUUAAGGGAUGGGAGGAAGGGAUGCUGGGGAUGAAGAAGGCUGGCCGUCGUCUCGUUAUUAUCCCACCCAACCUUGCCUACGGAUCCAAGGGAAUCCCCGACCGCGUCCCGGCUAACAGCACUCUUAUUUUUGAAGCAGAGCUUCGACGGGUGAAGUUUUCCAAGGACAGUGGGUCUGAUCGGGCCAGUGCCAGCUCCAGAGACUCAGCUGCUCCCUCCCCAGCUCCGUCCCCAGCCCCCAGCGUGGAGAAUCUGGCUCCAGAGCCCCCAGUACAGACGACUGUCUCGGGCCCAGGCAGACCAGGGGACCCACCGCUUCGUGCAAAGUCGAACUCUCUCAGUGAACAGCUGGCAAAUCCAGACGCCACAAAGGCCAAGCUCAUCUCUCGCAUGGCGAAGAUGGGUCAGCCCAUGUUGCCCUUCCUGACGGGAGUGGCGAGCCAGCCGGAAUCCAGUGACUCUGAGCUGGAGGACACCAGCGGUGGCAGAGCGAAGGAUCAGCCUGCUGCUCCGUCUCCAGUGCAGAUCUCUGCUGCUGCUCCAGGUUCAGCACAUGUUUCUCCCGCAGUACAUCCCCAUCCUCAAGCUGCUCCGCCUUCUGCCUUACUUCCUGUCAUGACCGCUGUUGCCCCACAGCCUGGGUUGCCAGGCAACACCCACGCCUUUCAGCCUUACUCCUACACACAGACCUCUGUGGCUCCAACUCAGCUGCAGCCUGUUGGCCAGGUGUACCCUGCACAAACUGUCCCCUACAUGGGCUCCAGCGAUGUGACUUCCUUCUUGAUGACCGAGGCCCGGCAGCACAAUACAGAGAUCCGGUUAUCUGUGGGAAAAGUAGCAGAUAAAGUGGAUCAGCUGGCCUCAAAGAUAGAUGACCUUCAAAGGCAGGGAAGUCUCUCCAUGAGUGUUCCUAGUAUGUCGAUGGAAACCUCCAUGAUCAUGCACAACAUCCAAAGAAUCAUCCAGGAGAAUGAAUGUUUAAAGAAGGAAGUCUUUGAGAAAAGCUCUCGUAUUGAGGAGCAAAACCGCAAGAUCGGUGAACUCAUUAAUCAGAACCAGAGGUACAUGGAGCAGAGCAACCUGCUUCUGGAGCAGAGGAACGACUCCCUCAAAUCCUCCAGUGAACAGAAUCAGGCCAGACUGCUGCAGGCCGAGCAGGACAAGGUCCGUCUGACGGAGGAUCUGGCUUCGUCCACGGCCCGGUUGUCUCAGCUACAGCUUGAAGCUUCUGCACAUCAGCAGAAGGCUGUGGAGCUGCAGACUAAACUGAACUCGGCGCUGCAGGACAGUGAGAGCCACUGCCAACGUAUCGCUGCCCUGCAAACACAGCUGGAAGAGCUGAAGGAGGCAGCAGAGAGAGCUCAGGCUCAGUACCGCUCAGAGAAGCAACAACGCAAAGAGAUGGAGCUGAGAGUCAACAACACGGAGGAGGAAGUGCAGGACCUGAAGACUGAUAAAGAGAGCCUGGAACGAACGCUUUCGGAGAGGAAGAGGAAGUGGCAGGCUGAGCGUCAGCGUCGGGACGAGGAGGUGGAAGAGCUCCGUAGGAGCAACCAGCAGGAGCUGGACAACCUCAGAGUUCAGCUUCGCAAAGCCAGGACCAGCACUGACAACGCCGCGUCUGAACAGUUGUGUCAGCUGCAGGCGGAGCUGGAGGAGGAGUGGAAGGGGAAGUGUGAGCAGGUGUUGGCUUCAGCUAAAGAGCAACAUGGCAGAGAGGUGGCUGAGCUGACGGAGCAGAGAGACGCUCUGCAGGAGAAGAUCACCCAGCUACAGGAAAAGUUUACGGUUCUCAAGCAGUCAAGAGAUUCAGAAGAACAGAGUUUGCUGCAACACCAGGGACAGACUGAGGAGCUGCGGGCGCUUCAGGAAAAAUACACAGCCCUGGAGCAGCAAGCAGCAGCUGUAAGGGAGAAACUGGAGAGAAGAGUGGCUGAACUGGAGAAGAAACUGACAGAGCAAGAGAACUCAGGAGAUACUGCAGCAGAGGUGAAGCGUGUGAUGAACGGUGUGUUUCAUUCUCUGCGAGGGGAGUUUGACCUCGGUGAAUCUUACAGUGGCCAGGCUGUGCUGGGGGUGAUUGUUAGCACCAUUAAGAAUGUAACUCUGCAGCUGCUCAGUGGCACAGAAAGAUCCUCACUGAGACCAAGUAAGAAGGUCGAGUUAGCAGAGGAAGAGGAGGAAGCAGAAAAUGACGAUGCAAAACAAAAAGAGGAGAAAUCUCCACAGAAUGUACAUGUGAAUGGAGAGAGAGGAGUGAGAGAGGAAGAAAAGGAGGAAGAGCACGAGGCCGAAUCAAAGUCUCACCAGCUCAGCGAGGCCCGUGCGCAUCAGGAAGUAGCAGCGGUGAAGGAGACAGAAACGGUUACUGAUUUAGAGACACAAAAGCAGUCUGAAGCUGUAGAGGCGACAGAUCCAGUUUCAUCCACUGAGUCAGAAGUACAGCAGGAGCAGGUAGAACGCUCUGUUCCUGAAACAUCUACAGAGACAAAAGACAGCAGUCAGUCUGCAGCUCCAGAGGAUGGACCUCAUGUGAGUUCACCAGCUGAGGUCAGACAGGAAACUCAGAAGGAGUCAGAAGGAAAUGAAUUGGACAAGGAGAGUGUGAAUAAUGGAGAGCAUCAAGAAGAAACAAAUUCUGCCUCUCAGAAACCCUUUGGACCCCCUGCUCACCCACCUCCACCACCAAAUGCACUUCAGAGCAGCGCAGGAGAGGACACGAGUCUGACUGGGGGAAUGGGUGAGGAAAAUGGAGAGGAGCCAUUUUUCCAGAGCACAACUCCUGCCAAACCCCCCGCACCGCCCAGCGAGGAGGAAGAGGAGGAUGAGCUGAGCUUGAAGGGGCGUCCACCACCAGCUCCACUGUUUGGUGAUGAUGAGGAAGAGGAGGAUCUAGACUGGCUGAACUGAGAUGCAACCAGAAUAUUUAAUUUCUGUGUCUAAAUGAUCGACACUAAAAACAGGCGUGUGGUGCUUUACCAGCUGUUGUUGUCCAGUGCAGCAGUGAAGAUGAUGAGAGAAGCCUCUGCUGAUGAACUUGAUUUGACAGAGCAGUCAGACAGCCCGGCUCUUCACCUCUGCACUGCCCUGCUGGCUCACAGCUGCUACCACAGCAUCCCGGAGAGCAAAACUACAAUCUCAAACUCUGAUUCUGGUUGAUUAAUACAAGCCUGUAAUUCACGGAGGAAUCUAAAGAAACGCUUAUCAUUAAUUAUUUGAUAUCUGUUGGCGACACGAUUUAAUCCCAAAUUUUUUACGUGGCACUGUAGCAGAUUAGUUUGUUGAAUCAGCAGUUAUCCUGUUGUCAGUGGUUUCAGACUAUGCCAUUACAUGGUUUUUAAUUAUUAGCUUGCUGCUUUAAGAGUAUAACUUUUAAACAAUUUUGCUAACUUGAAAUUCAUCCCAGGAAAUAAAUGACAUGAAAAAUGUGGCCUUUUAUCUCUCUCUUAUGUUUUGUUGUGUAUGUUGAAUCUGCUGUGUCUGCUGUAGUUCACAACUUUGUUAAGGCGAGCAUUUAUUAUGAGGUUAGUCCCAUAGUAGAUAUUUCAUGAACAAAUCAGCCUGGUGCUUUUGCAUAAAAUUGUCCUUAAAUUCUGUGUUUUGAAUUUAAUGUCAGUCUUUAGAUGAUCAAAUUAAGUAUGUUGGUUUGUCAGUUGAUAUUAUGUUGAAAUGAAUUAAUACUGAUUAAACAGUUUGUAAAAUAUG